Messenger RNA from Saccharomycopsis crataegensis, 2976 nucleotides. RefSeq lists its product as uncharacterized. The coding region runs from base 1 to 2976 and encodes 991 amino acids. The transcript is spliced from 2 exons. NCBI's taxonomy places the organism in Eukaryota, Fungi, Ascomycota, Saccharomycetes, Ascoideales, Saccharomycopsidaceae. The record is from RefSeq and is a predicted model, not a curated record.
AUGGGCUUGUUUAGAGACAGAAGAAAGUCCCAGCUCCCGGAAGCCUACACAGGCGUCAACCGUCCACCCACUGGGUCAGACAUGCCAAACAGAAAUGCCUUGGCUGCUGCUAAUACCAUUGGUAAAUUGUUCCAAGGCUCCACCGGCAGCACUAUCAACAUGAACCAAUCAUCAUUAUCGAGGUCAAAUUCCCUCCAGACUAACAAAUCAAGUCUCAACUACAACAACCAAUUAAGAAACAUCAGUGCUGCUUCUUCCACUUCUCCUCCUCCACCAGCUGUGAAAUAUAUCCCGAAAAAAGUGUCUAGGGCAAACUCGUUAUCAGCCAGCUCUUCAAAAUCCAGCCAACAGUUUUUUGUCAAACACCAAAAUAAACGUGCCAGCACCUCGUCGUUGCCAAUGGAAGGUUAUUAUUCUCCAUCGCACUCCUUGACCUCGACGUCUAAAUCCAAACAAUCGUUAUUGCAAAAACAACGCAAUAAAUCGGUCUCCUCGCUCACUGCUAACAAUACCAGGCAAAAUGAAGAAUUGACAAAACCAAGAAUGGUGAGAAAAACCGUACCUACUCCUUAUGGGUUGAAAACCAUCGAAGUUCCAGCUGAGGAAUACGAGCGUACCCAAUCGUUAUCAAGAACCUCGUCUCUCAUGAGCGCCUCGAAAAUAUAUACCCCAAAACAUUCGUCGUUCACCGUAUCGUCGAUUAAUAACCGCACAAAGCUUCAAAAAAAAAUCAAGCGCACCAAAGAUGAUUUGGAAAUGGCUAAUCGUUCUGCUAACAGCUCAUUUGCCCCAUCAUACGACGACGACGAUGAUGGUGAUUCAAUCACAAAUUUCCUUCAACUCCCACCUUCUCUUGGUAAUAUCAAUAAGCCAAGGAAAAGAGUGAGUUUCACCGAGGAUAGUCCUGAUAAUUCCAUCAUUGGUAGCUCAAUUGCCGAGUUCCCCGAUGAGGAAGCCGGAGAAGCAGUGCCAAGUAUUGCUGCAUCGUCGCCUUCAUUUUUCAAAUCAACUCCGCAAACCAGUCCUUUGAAGAAAGUGUUCACCCAAGAUACUAUCACCCUUGAAGCGGAACCAGAAGUUGGGGAAUUGAAGCAAGAUGAUAUCCAACCGAUUAUUAUUCCAGAAGUGGCGGAGCCAACUUCCAGUGCAGUCGAUGAGAAAUUAAUUGAAACCCCAUUGAAAGUUGAAGUUGAUGAGAAACCAAUUGAGACACCAGUUGAAACACCGGCAAAAUCUCAAGUUGAUGAGAAACCAAUUGCGACACCAGUUGAAACACCGGCAAAAUCUCAAGUUGAUGCUUUGCCACAAGACACCAACCCAUCACAGAUCGAAGAACCAAAAACGGUGAUCGAGGUGAAUGACACCGUGGUUGAUGAAUCGCAAUUACCUCCUCCUGCCACUUCCAAAAUUACCCAAUCUGAAGCAAUUUCCAAUGGAACCCAAUCACCAGUAGGCUUUUUGAAACCUGCCUCCAAGAUCACGCCACAACCAAAACCUGCCAAUUCAACUACACCAAUCGCCAAGCAACCUGCCAAUGUUGUGGCCGCCACAAAAGAUGUUAAGCCUCACCAACCUAUAAUGAAGCAACACCCAGCCCUGGUCAAACCAAGUUCCAAGCAAAGUACCGUGAUUGACAACAACAACAACAACUCCCAACAAAACUUGGCCAGUAGAAGAAAGUCUAAAAGGCAUUCCACUCCUGUCAGUAUUCCAUCGGCCCAUGCCUUUGAAAAGGCAGAUUAUUUGUCUGGUUACAAUAAUGGACAUAAUGGUGAUGCCCUGGCAGCCAAGAAAAAACUUCAUAGACAAUCUCUUCCACCUGGCAAUUCUUUUGCCCAAACUAUGAGAUCCGAAAAAUCUUUAAACCGCAAUAAUUCUACUAAAGUUCAAAGAUCUAACUCGACCAUGGCUAGUAGAUCGUUUAGAAUCGACGCUACUGAGGUUAAUAACGGACCAGGGAGAUCAUCAUCGGUAAUGGGCAACAGAUCAUUUAGAUCUAACGCCAAUAAUACUCCAGUGGCCCCUUCUUCGUCUUCUCCACCUCCACAAUUUCAAGCACCACCAUCAAGUUUCUUACAAGCCAAACCGCCACGUCCAAAAUCUGAUAUUGGCGGUUUUAGAUCACUAAGACCCCCACCCACCACGGUUUCCAGCGCUCCUCCAAAACCAACCUUCAAUUCCAUUGCUCCUCCUCCUUUGAAAGGGUUAGAAACCAAAUCCAGUUUUGAAAAACUUAGACCAACCGAGAGUAACAAGGCCUUCAAACGACUUUCCAUGCGUGAUUACCCAGGAUCACCAUCCUCGACCCCAUCUGAAUCAAUCCUGAUGUCUUCUCCUAGCAUGAAUGGUGCUUCGAACCUCGGGAUCUUCAAAUCAAGAUUCGACGAUUCAGACGAUGAAGAUAGCGGAGCUCCGUCUAGCAGUCGUAAAUUCGCCAGACAUUCCUUCCGUCGCCAAGAAAACCCUGCUGCCAGCUUGCCAAAAGUCCAAGAACGAGUGGUGAGUGGAUCAACCAUUGGCAGCACCGCUAGUCUUGCUAAUGGCAACAACAACAACAACAACAACAAUAACUCUGCCUCGUCGACAUCUCGUGGCACCAGCAAAUUGUUUGGGUUUGCCCGCCAUCAUAAACCAGAGACUCCCACCCUUGUGAAGAAAUCCGCGGUGCCAGACAUCAUCACAAACCAAACCCUUUCUACUCCAGUAAAGCAUGACGAGCCGGAUGUUUUGAAAACCCCUAGCAGCAGUAUCAAUUCCGAUAAAUUAUUCGAACAGCAUUUGAAUGAAUCCAAGAAACACUUUUUGUUCAGCCAAUUUGAAAACUCUUAUAGUGCCCACCAUAUUUCCAAGAAUACACAAUCCCAAACCGCUAAUGGAGACGGCGGGUUUGCCAGUAUCAAUAAUGAUGGUGGUGUUGAAUUGGAGAAACCAAAGAAGAAGAAAAAGGGAAAAUUGAGAAAAUUGUUUGGGAUGUGA